GGUGAGUGUAGUAGGUAUGGAGUAGGUGAGGAGUAGGUGGAGAGUAGGUGAAGUAGGUGAGUGUGUAGUAGAUGGUAGUGGUAGGUGUGUAGUAGGUGAAUUUUAACAGGAGAUCCAACACAAGUGAAUUGACUUGGGAAGAAGGUAAAGCGCUUCUUAGAGAACAUAUUCGUCUGGGAGAUCUUCAAGAUGAUUUUCUUGAUCAAUUGUAUGCUCUUAAGUAAGGUGAUAUGUGUGUGAUUGAAUAUGCAAGAAAAUACAAGAAAUUAUUUAUCAAAUUUGGAGUGGUAGAAAGUGAGCGGAUGACUAUUGCUCGUUUCAAAAGUGGAUUGAGAUUUGGAAUUAAAACAGAGAUGUCUCAUGCAUAUUUAGAAGAUCUCGAAGAUGCUAUUGAAACGACUAUAUAGUUUAAAUUUUUUGUAAAAUUUAAGGAGAAAUCUACAGUUUUGCAGCGUGUGCAUGAUGGAAAGACUGUCCAACAAGAGAAAUCAACAAAAACUCUUAAACCAAGGGCUAAAGUGCCACAAGAAGAUGCAGCAAAACCAAAUAUUGUUUUUAGGGAUGGAAAUCGUACACAAUUGAAGUUGCAAACCAAUGAAUAUGUUCAGAAUUUUCCUAAGAUGACAGAUGACCAAAUUUUGAAGGAUAACGAGGUACUUAUUGAUGAUCCAAAAGCAUCUCAAGAAGAUCUAGUUAUUACUCAAGUAAAGGCUAGAGUCGAAAACGAGGAAUUGGUUGCUAUGGAAGCUGUAGGGACUGAAGAAUCAAAGCAACCAGCUGCCAGUGUUAUGCAAAAUAUGCCUUUAAUGGAUGUCAAGGUUGAAUUGCAUGGCACCAUUUUGAUUGAGGAAAAGGCUGAGCAUAUGGAAUCCAUGAUUAUUGAUACUAGAAAAAGCAUUCAAAUUGAUUGCAAGCAGUACAUUGCAACGCCAAAAGAGAAGGGAAUGGAUGGCUCCAAUGAAGAAGAAACGAUGCUGCCAACUUGAAGGUUUUAACAUAAAGCCGUUGAUGCAAUUCCGAUGCUUGUGGAUGCUUAUACUUCAAUACUACAAAACUCGAGGUUGAGUUUUUUUCCAACCAAGGAAGAAUGAUGCGAAAUAUAAACAGCUCAAAGAAGAGUAAAUUUAAAGAAAAAUUUGUAUGGUUUCAAAGGGAAAUCGAUAGGAACCAUAUAUAAUCAUGUUUCUAAUAUUAUUAUAAUUUUAUUUUAUGAUUAUUUUUAUGUUUCUAGGAUUUUUAGGUGAGGGGUAUUUUGGUAAUUUUAUAUUUGCUUACAUGACCUGUAGGAGUCACCCAUGGGUCGUCUUGUGGGUCUAGUUAUUUAAUUGAGUUUUAUUUAUAUUUCUUAGUUGGUCUUAAAUUAGUUUUGGAAGUCUAAGAUAUUAUAGUAGUUUCCCUUUUUUGAUUCUAGUUGGUUUAGGAAAUUUCUAAAAUCUAUAUAGAGCCAUGUAAUGCCUCUAAUUCAAUAGAGUUGAUAUUUUUAUAAAAAGUUAAAGAGUUUUGAAGCUUUUUUAUGGAUUGUGUGAUGCAAUCAAACCCUAGGUGUGAUACCUAUGGAAUCUAGGUGUGAUGCCUAGACCUGUCUUCUUUUUCUCCUUUCUUCUUCGUUCUCUUCCAAAUCAUCAGUAUUAAGCUUUCCAAUUUCAUUUAAAAACUCAUCUGCCUCAGCAACCUCUGGUGGUUCCUCUAUUUCAGCAUCAAGAAGUAAAUUUGUUUUAGGGCAUUGCCAUGCCAUGUGACCCUUUAUACCACACUUAAAACAACCAUCCUUGUUGUCCUUCCGAUCAUCACUUAAGGAAACUCUAUUCUUGAAAUCUGCAGCAGUAUUGCCCUUAAAUCUUGUGCAGGCACUGGUCUAACAGAUCUGCCAUGAUCACUCAGUUUACGAAGGGCUGCCUCCCCAGCUUGAUAAGUAAAUUUCCUAUUGAGGGAUUGUUUCAUAUUCUUCUCAAUUUUAAAUGCCAACUGAAACGCAUCAUCAACGGUAAAGAUUUAAUAAGUCACCAUGGCGUUGCAAAUUUCAUCUCUUAAACCCGAUUUGAACCAAGAAAGUUGACAUGGAUCUUCAACACCCCUACAUCGAAUCUUUAGCUCCUAAAAUUUAUUCAUGUACUCGACCACUGUCAAGUUUCCUUGUCUGAGAUUAGUAAGCCGAUCAAAGAGUUCAUCUUGAUAGUCAUAUGACAAGUACUUUUGUUUCAUUCGCUAUUUCAUCUCCUCCCAAUUAAUAAUGGGUCCUGCAAUCCGGAGUUCAUGUUCCACCCCAGACCACCAAAUUUGGGCUUGACCUAUAAGCUUCAUUACAGCAAAUCGAACUUUCCGAUCAUCUGACAUAUCAAACCAGUCAAAGUACAUCUCCAAUGCAGUAAGCCAAUCCGAAAAAACUUGAGGGUCAAUCCUACCAUCAAAAUCUAGAAUGUCAACACGCACUUUCUUUGUUAUAUCUCCAGCGGUAUCAUAUGGAUCUUGCUUCGCAUACCUUCCAAGCUCAACAACUUCAUUGGCUAUAUCCAAAAGAGAAGCAUGUAGCCUCUCUAAGGGACGCAAUGCAUUAGGGUUAGUCAGAUCCUGUGGCACCAGAAUCGUCUAUUUCAGUUUCUUCCUCAACACCCUUUCCAUGUGUUUUGCCCUAUUGGCUAAAGAAGAUUCAGAACAAUUUGCAGCACUUUUACUUUUCUGAGGAUUGGAGGCUUCACUCUCAAAUAUUUUUGCUUCCAAUGCAUCAACCCUUUCCAUGAUCAUGUGUAGAAAAUCAUCUCGCUGUUUAUCUGUGAGUUUGCCCCUAAAACUUCGACCGCUUCUAGUUGCCACAGGAUCAAUUUGCUAUGAAGCUUCUUUAUGGAUUGUGUGAUGCAAUCAAACCUUAGGUGUGAUGCUUAUGGAAUUUAAGUGUGAUGCCUAGACCUCUCUUCUUCUUCUCCUUUCUUCUUCUUUUAUGUUCAAUUUGCUAUUCUCGGAUUACUAUUUACAGCCCUCUAAAAGUGCAUUUUUCAACCUCAAAACUCCAUCUAAUUACCCUCAAAUCAACCCUAAUCCCUUCCCCUACCUAUUAGCCUUCAAUUUACUCUUGAAGCCAUAAUUUACUCACUGUUUAGGCCAUCAAAUAACCUCUGUUUUGAAAUUCCAGCGCUGUCCCUAUUUGUCCUGCAUCAGUUUGGCUCUAACCAUGUCUUCUUUAUAACGUGCAUGUUCAGUUGUUGGACUUUAUGUAGUGUACUUGUUGGAAGUAUAAUAUGCUUGGCUAUAUUUA
Molecule: messenger RNA, 3250 nt
Organism: Camellia sinensis
Lineage: Eukaryota; Viridiplantae; Streptophyta; Magnoliopsida; Ericales; Theaceae
Source: RefSeq, a predicted model, not a curated record